This is a messenger RNA of Drosophila innubila, 5185 nucleotides long. It is a transcript of the gene loco, whose product is annotated as regulator of G-protein signaling loco. The coding region runs from base 218 to 4939 and encodes 1573 amino acids. NCBI's taxonomy places the organism in Eukaryota, Metazoa, Arthropoda, Insecta, Diptera, Drosophilidae. The record is from RefSeq and is a predicted model, not a curated record. The transcript is spliced from 5 exons. Gene Ontology annotation, molecular function: GTPase activator activity; protein binding. Gene Ontology annotation, biological process: signal transduction.
CACACAAAGCGUGUGUUAAGAAAAUUAAAUGUGAAGAGUAAAAAACAGGAGCUUUUGAUUGCUGCGUAUGCAUUUGUCGCUGUGUUUGUGUUGGUUACUUUGUGUUGCUAUUGUUGUUGCAUACCAAAACAAGAGACAAACGGAGGCUGGCGAUUGAGCACAAACCGCAUUCCAAACAUCGACGACAACACAAACCAUCAAUGUAAAAGUGAGCGCCAUGCAUCAUCAUCAUCCGCCAUUGCCCAUAAUGAGCAACGCUAAUGCAGCAGCGCCAGCAAUGGCCACUUCCUCCCUGCAACAAGCGCAACAGCAACAACAGCAGCAACAGCAGCAACCACAACAGCGACGACGCAAAAAGCGACCCAACUACGGCACUCGGACAGUGGAGGUGCGACGGGGUUAUAAUGGCUUCGGGUUUACCAUAUCGGGACAGCAACCAUGUCGGUUGUCCUGCAUCAUCAGCAACUCACCCGCCGAGCAGGCUGGUCUGCGUGCUGGUGACUUUCUUAUCUCUGUAAACGGCCUCAAUGUAUCCAAGCUGCCGCACGAGACUGUGGUGCAGUUGAUAGGAAACUCAUUUGGCAGCAUUCGCAUGCAGAUUGCUGAGAACUAUUACUCGGACAGCUCCGAUGAGGAGAACGCCAAUGCAACGCUGCUAAUCCAACGCAGUGCGCGUGGACAGCUUCUGGCCGCCAGUCUGGGUGCCGGAGUGCGGAACAAACCACGUUUUCUUCAUCACAAGUCGAAGAUGCAUCGACUACGUAAUUCGCCACAAAAGAAGCCACCCGAAGUAGUCGAAGCAGCAGUUGCAGCAGCAGAUCCAGGACCAGGACCAUCUUUAGCGCCUGCUUCAGCAGCAGCAGUGGUAGCAGCCAUUCCAGAUCAAUCAACAUUGCGACCAGUUCUGGAGGAUGCUCCACUGGCUAAUCUCGGCAAGUGCGCGGAUGUGGCCAAUGUUAGUGCCAUGGUGCGGGCUGUGGGUAGCGCUGCUUUGGAAUAUCGUGUGAUUGUGGGUUACUUAGGCACCAUCGAGAUGCCCAAACAGAUCUCACAUAGCUCCAAGUUGCAAACGGUGCGUUCCUGCAUCCGUAAGCUGCGCCAGGAGAAGCGCCAACCCACCAUUGUACUCAUGUGCAUCACACCAGAAUGCUUGCGCCUCCAGAGCGCCAACGGUGGCACUCUGGCCACCUAUGCCUCAGCUCGUCUCAACUACGUGAGCUCCUCAUCCGAAAGUGAGAAUCGUUUCUUCGGUUUAGUCACCAGUGCCGUGCACAAUACACAAAUCGAGGAGGAAUACGAAUUGGAGGAUAAGUCAAAUGCCAGUGGUGGUCACAUCAGCAUCUCGCACAGUUGCCAUGUCUUUGUCAUCGAUACCAAACUGAUUGAACAUGGCCAGCAUUUGGCGCGUGCCCAUGAAUAUCGACUGCAAUGCACCAGGGAUCCCAUUUCCAAUCUCUGCCUGGAGUUUCCCAACAACUCCGAGUAUGUGGUGAAUCUCAUACGCAGCAUGUACACCAUGCGGAUUCUUCCUCCGGCCAGUCGCAGUCAGCAGCCGGAUUAUGAGGUGGGCGCAGCCGCUGCCGCCGCCCACUCGCCGCAACCGUCGAAUCACAGCGAGAUUUCCACGACCACCUCAAAUUCAGACUCGGGAAUUGGAUUUAACAAUGACUGCACCAAUAUUUCUGAUCGCAUUUUAGUUGUGGAUUUUGCCGGCGCCCCAGCAGUUCCUGCUCUUGGACUUGCUCCCGUUGGUCCGGCUCCCGCUCGUCCCUUGGGCAUUGUAGGUGUACCUGACAAUAGAUUGACUGUGCGCGCCAUGCCCGAUCGUGAUCCAAAGUCCUCGUCUGCGUCCUGCUCCUUGCGUCGACCCAAUUUACUGGCCAGCUUCAAUCUGAUCAAGAGUCCGGCCACGAAUCUCACAGCAACGCGUUCCUGUGAUGAUGUACUGAAUCUGCUUGUGGAUGAACCGCCUGUUCUACCAACUGUGGCAUCCAUGGAUGACAUCUCAUUGCACUCGACUGUCCCAUCCCAGGACGAGCCUCAUAUGUUUGUGCAUCCCGCUUGUGUCAGCCGUAAAACACGACGCUCCCUUCAGCCCCCACCGCCAAUUGUGACGGAGCCAACGCCCUCGAAGCUUAGUGCCCAGGUCUUUGGGAAACCUCGUUCGAGACAAUCCCUGGGCUUUGAGGCCAUCGAUAGCAUCCAGUCCAGUCCUGGAAUGGCCUGUGUCGAACAGCCCAUGGACACCUGGACUAGCCUACAGAAUCUGCACAAGGCGGCCAAACAGAUGGCGGGGCUGUCAUCCACACAUUGCCUGAUAGAAGCUACCAACAGUGAACCGGAUCUAGGGAACCGCGCACUGCCCUCCAAUGCGUCGCCGUUCCGUCGCGCCUUCCGGAAUCAAUCUUCCUUCCGCAUGUUGCGCAACGACAACAAGGAGGGGGCGACGUCGGCAUCCGGCAGCAGUCCAGUAGUGCGAAGAUCGGCCUCGUUGAAUGCCUCGGACUCGGAUGUGUACAUUAAGGCACUCAUGCUGGACGAACUGAAGCCGCCGCAGAAGCUGGCGCUGUUCCAAGUGCCACAGAUUCUAACGACGCCGGCGCCACCGUCCAGCGUGAUGGUAACGGCGUCUUUUGGGCCAAAUGUGGAGCCGACGCCACCGGAGAAUGUUGGUCCAAGCAGCUGGGGCACAUCCUUCGAGCGCAUGCUGCAAGAUGCCGCUGGCAUGCAGACAUUUGCCGAGUUCCUUAAGAAGGAAUUUUCCGCGGAGAACAUUUACUUCUGGACCGCCUGUGAGAGAUACAGAUGCAUGGAAUCGGAGACGGAACGUGUGACGAUGGCACGUCAGAUCUAUGGCAAACAUUUGGCCAACAGCGGCAGUGAUCCGGUCAACGUUGACUCCCAGGCCCGUAAUCUCAGCGAUGAGAAACUGGCCAGCGGUGCCCUGGACAUCUUUGCGCCUGCCCAGAAGCAGAUCUUCAAUCUGAUGAAGUUCGACAGUUACCAGAGAUUCAUACGAAGCGAUCUGUACAAGAGCUGUGUGGAGGCGGAGCAGAAGCAGCAGCCAUUGCCCUUCACCGGAGCCGAUCUCGAUGAGCUGCUCAAGACAAAUUUUCACAUACUGGCCUCACCAAAGCUCAAGAAAUCAGCCAGCAAUGCCGAGGAUCGAAGACGUAAGAGCUUAUUACCCUGGCAUAGGAAAACGCGCAGUAAAUCCCGCGAUCGCAGUGAACUGAUGGCGGAUCUACAGCAAACACUAAUGCCAGCUCCAGCUCCUCCGCCUCCACUGCUGGCACUCCUCACUGGCGGAUCUGUGCAGAAUUCUCAGAGUGAUUUGCACAGUUCACGUUCAUCGUUGUCCUCCUUCGACGCUGGAGCAGCUGGACCGGCUCAGGGUGCGAGUGCGGACAGCGUGUGCUCACUGUGCCGUGUCAUACUGACCGAUGGAGCGACAACCAUUGUGCAGACACGUCCUGGAGAGACAGUGGGUCAGCUGGUGGAGCGUCUGCUGGAGAAGCGUAAUCUGGUCUAUCCGUACUAUGACGUGGUGUUCCAGGGCUGCAGCAAGUCCAUAGAUACACAGCAGUCCUCGCAGCUGCUGGCCGGCAAGGAGGUGCUGAUAGAGCGUCGUGUCGCCUUCAAGCUGGAUCUGCCAGAUCCCAAGGUCAUAUCGGUGAAGAGCAAGCCCAAGAAGCAGCUGCACGAGGUGAUUAGGCCCAUCCUCAACAAAUACAACUACAAAAUGGACUGUGUGCAAGUUCUGCUACGCGAUACCCAAGCUCCCUUGGAUCUGAUGCAACCGGUGACAGUCGCCGAUGGACAACGCCUACAGAUUGCUAUACUCAAUCCGGAUUUUCAGCUAAGCGGCGGCAGUAGCAUGCCGCCGAAGCAUAGUAAACCAAUGAAACCGCUGCCGAGCUGCCCGCUGACCAAUGAGUCCUCGCAGGGUCAGCUCGAUGAGCUCACCAACAAGAUGUUUAGCGAGCUGUUGCAGAGCAAAGCGGAUGCAGCUGCUGCUGCUGUUGCUGUGACGGCAACGACAGCACAAAAGCAGACUGAUCUGUGCUCCAUGAAGUCCAAUGAAGCGCCCUCGGAGAGCUCCUCAUCGCUGUUCGAGCGUAUGCGGCGACAGCAGCGCGAGAACAGCAACAUUCCAGGCAGCAAAAUGCCGAAGCUGAAGAAGAAGUCAACGAGCAGUCAACAUUCCGAGGAAGCAACGACAAGUGGAGUCACUACAGCAUCCCUGGCAUCCGAUCCCAAGAAGCCCAUCAUAGCCAAGCUGAAGGCUGGCGUUAAGCUGCAGUCAGCGGAGCGAGUAGCAGAGACCCAAGAUGAACUACUCGAGGGAUUGAAGCGUGCACAGUUGGCUCGGCUGGAGGAUCAGCGCGGCACGGAGAUCAACUUUGAUCUGCCCGACUUUCUUAAGAACAAGGAGAAUCUCAAUGCGGCCGCCUCCAAGUUGCGCAAGGUGCGUGCCAAUUUGAGCCCUGUUAACAAGGCCAACAGCUCCACAGAUGCACCACAGCCCGCGCCACGCCUCUCCAUCACACGUGGCCAGCAACAGGCGACGGCAGCAGCAGCAGCAAGUGUGUCGCCCAUGAAAGUGGAUGUCGAGCAAGAGACUGAGCUGCCAAUUCCAAUUGCGUCAGCGGAUUUACAGGAAUUUGCCAAAGCCCCACCACCGUUACCGCCCAAGCCGAAGGUGCUGCCCAUUAAACCAUCGAAUUGGGGUGCGGCCAAUGCUCCGCCCACUGGCAACUACUGCAACAAAUUCUCGCCCGCCAAGCACACAUCGACAUCAGCUUCGGCGAAGGCGUCAACAGCAGCCACAUCUCUGUCCUUUGGCGGCAAGUUGCCGCUGGAGAUUGGACGCAAGUCUCUGGAACAGGCGAGCACACGAUGCGCCUAUCUGGACCAGCCUAGCAGCAGCUUUGUUUAACAAUAGUUUUCCUAAAUCUGAUCAUUGUACAUAUAUACUUUUUAAAGGAAUAACGCUCCCUAUUUAUUAACAUUUGUAUUCCAUGUGACGUCCUUUUGAUUGUCAACCACAAAGAACCAUGACGAACUUUCGUAUUACGAAGUGAUCAUGCUUAUUUAUAAAUACUUAUCUACACUAAGCUUUAAGUUUUAACAUAAACAUACAUAAUGUGUAAUUAAACGCCCUACAUACGUGUAACAUAAAAAA